UAUAAUAUAGCGAGAGACGGCGAGCGCUCUGCGAGAUUGUAAUACCAUGACUGUACCCGGCACCCAUGGGAACAGUUGUCCAUCAACGCGCAACGCACUUUUCACUCCUGCAAGGGUUGCCAUAAGUAGUAACCGGGACUUAUUAAUCACCGGGCUCGCUCUCGCAUCAGGCGCCCGCAACCGCCCUUUAUUAUUUCUUUUCCCCUCGCGCGCAGCGAUUUCUGUCUUACUAUCCUGCGGCGUUUCGAUUUGUAAAAAAGUUUCUUACGCCUUUCAAUUACUCUUUUAUUUUUAUCUUAUUAUAUUAUUUUAGCUACUGUUAGAAACCAUAAACUCGUCAGCUAAUGCGAUUUUUGUUGCUGUAUAACAUAAGUAGACAUCGAUAAUGGUUGUUAUUGUCAGCGCAAAUUAAUUUAUUCAAUCACCAAGUCAUUAUCGCAUUAUUUGCGCGACACGAUAAAGUUGAAAGUAAACAUGUGCCUGAUAGUCAAAGCAGACGUGGGUAUAUUUAAAUGUCUCACAUUUUUACGCGCAAGCGCGCCCGGCUUAUGACUGUAUACUUAUAUAUAUACACACACACACACACACUGGCAUGCCAUAUACACUGCGGCAUCAUUGCACAUUAGGUUUUUAUUUAGCAAGUGCAACAUAACCUUUCAUUCGUCCCGAUUUGUUAUUGUUUCAUUGUUAAUCAAGUUUGUGUUUACGCGAUACUUACUCGAUUGUGGACGACGAAUUCGCGAGAAAUUGCAGCUACGAAAGAAUCACCCGUACGUGGCUCUAUCGGUAAACACCAGUCGGAGUAAUAUGAGAUCAGUCUCCUCUUGAAUUUUUUCAACAAAUAAUUAGUUAUCAAGUAUGGAUAAAUUAUUGACCAAGUCUAUGGUAGUUUGUCGAACGCUCAACUGUCGACCAAUCGUAGCCUGUCAAUGCACAAGGCAUGGAAGACACGAAAAUGUUAAAAAUGUCCACACUGCAGUGAAGCUUCCAAAAUCAAAAUUGCUUUCCCAAGUCAGACAAAAUAAUUACAAUGUUUUACAAAUACCAAAAAGGAGUAUGUUUAUCCAAACGCAAGAUACACCCAAUCCAAACAGUUUAAAAUUUAUUCCCGGUGUGGAAGUAUUGGGAAAAGGACAGACCAAGGAUUUCCCUAGUGCAACUGAUGCAUUUUGCUCACCAUUGGCAAAAAUGCUGUUCCGCAUCGAAGGAGUAAAAUCUGUAUUCUUUGGAUCAGAUUUUAUUACUAUCACCAAGAUAGAUGAAGAUGUCGAAUGGAAACUUAUUAAACCGGAAAUUUUUGCUACUAUAAUGGAUUUCUUUGCAAGUGGUCUACCUAUUUUUACAGAAGCCCAAUCUUCAUCAGAUACUGUAAUCAAUGAAGAUGACGAUGAAAUUGUGCAAAUGAUAAAAGAGCUCUUAGAUACAAGAAUAAGGCCUACAGUUCAAGAGGAUGGAGGAGAUAUAGUUUUUAUGGGGUUUGAAAAUGGAAUUGUUAAAUUAAAAAUGCAAGGGUCUUGCACAAGCUGUCCAAGUUCAGUCGUUACUCUCAAAAAUGGUGUCCAAAAUAUGAUGCAGUUCUACAUACCAGAAGUUCUUGGAGUUGAACAAGUAGAAGAUGCAACGGAUAAAAUUUCAAAAACUGAAUUUGAAAAACUUGAGCAAAAAGUUGAGGGAACAACUAAAGAGCAGAAUUAGGAUGUUAUAAUUGUUAUGCUUUGACUGUAAUAUAAAUGUAAAAAUAUGAUGAAUUCUUACAAGAUAAUUCUCAAGGAAUAGUUGACAUAUUAUGUGAUAGUAAUAAAUUGAAUCCAUUUUUCA
Nasonia vitripennis (jewel wasp) is the source of this 1818-nucleotide messenger RNA. RefSeq names its product NFU1 iron-sulfur cluster scaffold homolog, mitochondrial. The record is from RefSeq and is a predicted model, not a curated record. Gene Ontology annotation, biological process: iron-sulfur cluster assembly. The transcript has 4 exons. Gene Ontology annotation, molecular function: iron ion binding; iron-sulfur cluster binding. Gene Ontology annotation, cellular component: mitochondrion. NCBI's taxonomy places the organism in Eukaryota, Metazoa, Arthropoda, Insecta, Hymenoptera, Pteromalidae. The coding region runs from base 859 to 1695 and encodes 278 amino acids.